This is a messenger RNA of Protopterus annectens (West African lungfish), 3694 nucleotides long. RefSeq names its product enoyl-CoA hydratase and 3-hydroxyacyl CoA dehydrogenase (gene EHHADH). Gene Ontology annotation, biological process: fatty acid beta-oxidation. Bases 139 to 2319 code for a protein of 726 amino acids. The record is from RefSeq and is a predicted model, not a curated record. NCBI's taxonomy places the organism in Eukaryota, Metazoa, Chordata, Ceratodontiformes, Protopteridae. Gene Ontology annotation, molecular function: (3S)-3-hydroxyacyl-CoA dehydrogenase (NAD+) activity; NAD+ binding. The transcript is spliced from 7 exons. Gene Ontology annotation, cellular component: peroxisome.
UGCGCAGGCCUUAAACAAGCGGGACGGAUGGCUGAAAGGCCAAGGGGUCUUCCGCAAAGAGCAACAGUGAGCGGAAAACGAUCUUAAAACGGAAUCACUUUUAUUUACAGACGUGCUAAUUAUCUGGAGUCGUGUAUUAUGGCAAGAUACAGCUGCGAGUCGCAAUCUGUUGCUCUCAUUACACUCACAAACCCUCCAGUCAAUGCACUAAGCUAUGCAGUCCGUCAAGGGAUUCUAGCAGGUUUAAGAAAAGCCAGUGCAGACCCAGCUGUGAAGUCUGUUGUGCUGUGUGGUGCUAAUGGCAAAUUUUGUGCAGGUGCUGAGAUCUCUGAAUUUAAUUCAGAUCCUACUCGUAGACUGCCCAUGUUGGUGGACAUAAUUAAUCUAAUGGAGAAGAGUGACAAGCCUGUGGUGGCUGCCAUUGAAGGUGUGGCACUUGGAGGUGGUCUGGAGGUAGCACUUGGGUGCCAUUACAGGAUUGCCCAAUGUCAGGCUAAAGUAGGAUUACCUGAGGUCACACUUGGUAUUUUGCCAGGUGCAGGAGGAACACAGCGCCUUCCAAGGCUGGUUGGAGUAAAUGCAGCUCUUGACAUUAUAACAUCAGGACGACACAUGCUGGCUUCUGAAGCACUCAAGCUGGGAAUUGUAGAUGAGAUUGUAGACAGCAACACCGUAGAGGCAGCAAUUGCACUGGCUAAAAAAGCAGAAGGUCUGCCCAUUGGUCCUAGGAGAAUAUGUUCUAAGACUGUGCAGUGUCCUGACAACUUGGAGGCCAUUCUGGAUGAAGCCACAAAGAAGAUUAAGAAACAGGCCCGGGGUGCAUUGUCUCCAUUGGUUUGCAUUCAGGCAGUUAGAAUGGCAACACAGUUACCAUUUUCUGAGGGGAUGAAGAAGGAGAGGGAAUUGUUUAAUACUCUUGUUACAUCUGGACAGGCUAGUGCUCUACGAUAUGCAUUCUUUGCUCAGAGAGCUGUUGAAAAGUGGACAACACCAUCGGGAAACUGGAAGACAGCUGUGGCUCUGCCUAUACACACAGCAGCUGUAAUAGGUCUUGGGACUAUGGGUCGUGGAAUUACUGUAUCACUAGUGAAAGCAGGAAUUCCAGUUAUAGCUCUAGAAGAUAACCAGAGACAGCUGGAUAUUGGGAAGAAAGCUGUGGAAGCACUUUUGGGACAAGUAGCCCAAAAACUAGAACCACCAGAAAACAAAAAUGACAGCAAUCUACUCAGUCGGGUUAAGUAUACCCUGAACUUUGCUGAACUGCGAGACGUAGACUUAGUGAUUGAAGCAGUAUUUGAAGACAUGAUGCUCAAGAAAGGAGUCUUCAGGAAGCUAACUGCUGUUUGUAAGCCAGAAGCUUUUCUUUGCACUAACACCUCUGGGCUUGAUGUUGAUCAAAUUGCCUCUGUUACAACCAGACCAGAAAGGGUCAUAGGCACACAUUUUUUUGCUCCUGCACAUGUUAUGAAGCUUUUGGAGGUUGUCCGUGGACAUCGCACAUCACCCCAAACCAUAGGAACUGUCAUGAAACUAGCAAAAGCCCUAAAUAAAAUAGGUGUGGUUGUUGGAAACUGUCCAGGGUUUGUUGGCAAUCGAAUGUUGGCACCAUACUCUGAAAAUGCUUGCUUUCUGUUAGAAGAGGGAAGCCAGCCCGAAGAGGUUGACAGAGUUCUUGAAGAGUUUGGCUUUGCAAUGGGGCUGUUUAGAGUGAUAGAUUUAUCAGGGUUAGAUGUUGGGUGGAGGUCUCGUAGGGAGAAAGGGUUAACAGGGCCUGAACUUCCUCCAGGAACACCUCCCCGCUCACGAAAUGGCAAAAGAUAUUGCCCAAUUCCUGAUCUUCUGGUUGAAAAUGGAAGAUUAGGCCAGAAGACCGGGAAAGGGUGGUAUCAGUAUGUAAAACCAGGUGGAAGAGUAUCAUCUCCUGAUCCAUGGAUUCAGGAUUUCCUGAAGAGUUACAGACUCACUCACAACAUUAAAACACGUUACAUAGAUCAAGAUGAAAUAAUCGAGCGUUGUCUUUACCCAUUGAUAAAUGAGGGUUUUAAGAUACUUGAAGAAGACAUAGCAGCAGGACCAGAAGAUAUAGAUAUUAUCUAUAUCUAUGGUUAUGGCUGGCCAAAGCAUACAGGAGGUCCUAUGUACUAUGCCUGGACAGUAGGAUUACCUAAAGUGCUCAGUAAACUGGAAAAAUAUUCUGAAGCUUAUCCUGAUGUUCCUUCCAUGAAGCCAAGCAACUUAUUGAGGAAGUUGGUUUCUAAUGGAAGUCCUUCUCCAAGUCAGUGGAGAACAGUAACUAGGCCAAGUAACAGUAAACUUUAAUGAAAAUUAUGUAGCAGGAGCUAAAUCUUUUACUCCAUUUAAAAUACAUCCCCUCCCCCAUGAUCCUAAGAGCUGUUUUUUCUGGCUAAUUCAGAGCUAAUAUAAAGGAGGUCCUCUAUCAAUAUGUCCACCAAAAAUGUUAUCUACUGAUUCCUGUUCGUGUCUGGACAUAAAUUACGUACUGCUCUUUUGCUAAACUUGAUUAGAAUGUCUCAAGGUGCAAGUGAACCACCAUUCCACAGAGCUUCUGGAAAUAGUUCAGUAAUGUUAAUAUUUAACAUAUCAAGCAAUGACCAGAUCCAGAAAUUAAGAUAAAAACUGGAUGAUCAUAUGUCACAAGAUCAGAACUUUUUUUUUGUAGUAGUGGCACAUACCCUUCCUCCAACAAUACUCUGAUAAGUUUCUAUUCUCUAAUGCUAUGCGUGCACUCCUCUGCGGAACUGACUCCUAGCCUCCAAUAGGUGUGACUUCCAAAGCUAAAUUGACCCAAAUCCUUCACAUGAGGCAGGCAAGCAGGCUGUGUGCCACUCAAUGACCCUUCCACUAGCUGGAUCUAUGGUACCAGCGCUGCUACCUAUGCCUAGAUCACCAGCAGCACAAGUGAUGUUCACAUCUGCACAAGUACGUUGAAGUGAUGAAAAUAUCAGUGUUUCAGUGAUAAUUAAUAUAAUUCCAAACUGCGUGAGCUGGGUAGCUGCUAAUAUUUUGGCAUUUUGUAACACUUUCAUAGCACAUGAAUUUGGCAUUAUUUUAUAUAGCAUUUGGGUGAAUAUCUGUUGAUUCAAAAAGUAUUUUUCACUGAUCUUGUUGAAAGUGUGCUUGCAGUAAACAUACACAUGCCUUACUUGUCUUGGUAUUGAGCUUUUCUACAGGUAACAGAAUUAUAAUUGUCCUUCAAUAUUUGUGUUAACUAUUCUUUUCAAAAUAACUUUUUCUCCGGACAGAGAGCGCAAAUUAACUGUGCUUUUUAAAAUGAAAUGUGAUGACUUAGCAAUGCUUGGAAUGAACAGGAUAAUCAUUUUAUGCUAUUGUUCAACCCUUGAUUUUAUUAACUAUACUCAUCCUUUUUCAAAAAUUCAGUGGUUAUAAGAUUCCUUAUUGUAAUUCAACAGGAACUUUACUUCAAAACAAUGCAGGUAUAACCUGUUUUAAGCAAUGUGAGUCAAAUAUGCAAUUCUUACAUGUACUGAUCAAAUGUGAGACACACUAUAAUUAUUGUGUACCUUCUCUAACACUAUCUUAAUGUUUGGUGCAGAAAAGUGAUUAUUUAAACUGUGGUAAAGUUGACAGCUGCAAAAGGGCACUUCUUUUCAUAAAAUGUAAUGUACAAUCUGGAAUUAGACUAACAAAAUGUAAUAAAAGAUGUUGAGAAUGA